Molecule: messenger RNA, 1198 nt
Organism: Xenopus laevis (African clawed frog)
Lineage: Eukaryota; Metazoa; Chordata; Amphibia; Anura; Pipidae
Gene: calcb.L
Product: calcitonin gene-related peptide
Exons: 4
Coding region: 83-499 (138 amino acids)
Source: RefSeq, a predicted model, not a curated record
GGAGCAUUGAGAAUUGGACACAUUAGUUGAAUUAUCCAUUUUUACUGCAACAAGAGGAUUGCCACUGGGCUGGGUGGACAUUAUGGUUGCAUUGAAGAUCUCAUGCCUGCUUGCUGUCCUAGCCUUGGUACUUUGCCAGAUGCCCAGCUCACAUGCAGUGCCUGUCAGACCUGGGCUGGAGGCCACAGCAGAGAGAGUUGCAGUCAGUGAGUAUGAAGCUCGCAGGUUACUCAGCGCUUUAGUGAAAGAGUUUGUACAGAUGACGGCAGAAGAAAUGGAAGAAACAAAUGAAGGAAACAGCCCGGAUAGAUCCAUUUCCAAACGUUGCUCCAAUCUGAGUACUUGCGUCCUGGGGAAACUGUCGCAGGAGUUGCACAAGUUGCAAAGUUACCCUCGUACUGACGUUGGUGCUGGUACCCCAGGGAAGAAGAGAAACAUUCUGCCCAACAUGGACAGUGACCGUUACAGCAACUACGGGGAGCAGUUUGACCAUAACUAGUGCACACAGCCCCUUUAUUCAUUUUGUCUUGUCCUUUUUUCAAUUGUUGCAUGUGAUUUUGUUUCCUGAUUCAGCCCCGGACACUAACACCCCCCUGACUGGGAUCUCAGAUAGAACUGGGCACCAAUGGCAAUGUAGUCAAAUCAUAAGAGUGUGCCCCCCCCCCCUAUAGUCCACAAUCAUUUUGGGAAUAGAGCCAAUAGACAUUUGUACCCUGAGACUGCAAGUGAUCAUAUGGAAUAUGUGUGUGUGUAUCUAUCAAUCUGCAUACAAUCACACACCUGCUGCCGCCAAUAGAUCCAUAUUCUCACGCCUGACCAUGCAAUUAAUCAAUAAACCUAUUUUUCUACAAGUUAUAAGGAUCUGAUGUUUUAAUUGAGGAGACAAAGGGUAAAUAAGGAGCAGUUGGGAGAGUGAGGUUUUAAUUGGAAUUUAUUCAUGGGCCGAAUAUAUUAGAUUAGCAAAUAAUGGGAUUCAAUAACUGAGAGUAGGAACAAAGCCCUUGGCUCGGAUAUAAGUCACAAUGUAACAACAGCAGGUAAGUCCCCGCCUCUUCUACUUCUUAUUUCUAUUGGCUGAAACGUCUGCUUUUACUCACCUGUAUAUCUGAAAUAUGUUACUUCUGUACCAAUUCUUGUGGUUUAUAGAGAGAGAGAAUAGACAGACACAUAGAUGAUAAGACAGAGAUAGGUAGACAGA